CAAGGUCCACCAUCAACGCGGUACUCCCCGAACUGGGACCUUUUGGAUCGCGCAAAGUACCGCGCUGUUCCGCAGAGCUACGGGUUUAAAAGCGUCGGGCGAAAUCAGGACCGGCGUUUAAUGGGACCCCAUGGAUUUUGGUUACUUCCCGGAGCUUAUAAUCUGCAGGAAGUGGAUCAA
Messenger RNA from Opisthorchis viverrini, 180 nucleotides. RefSeq lists its product as hypothetical. The annotation marks the transcript as partial. The record is from RefSeq and is a predicted model, not a curated record. The transcript has a single exon. Lineage: Eukaryota; Metazoa; Platyhelminthes; Trematoda; Opisthorchiida; Opisthorchiidae.